GGGGAGAAAUCAUGUUUCAAGAAAUAAAAUGAGUAUACAGACGGAUAAUGAAGCAAAAAUGUAUAGACCACAAAAAUACGUUCACCAGCCCAGGGAUAGGAGUAGUGUCAGACGUUCUAGGAUCCAAAGUUGACCAAUGCCGCGACAUCACCUCUGAUCCGUACCGCAGUUUAACUCUGAUGAGCCGCACCGACAAGCAGCAGGUUUGCAAUACGAGCGAGGUUCGCUUGAAGUAGCGUAGUUUUAUGCGUGUCCGUUUUCAAGAUCCAUGUUCUUCUAGACUAGUGUCAGCCCGAAUGACGUGGUCGGCUGGUGGAAUCAUGACCUGCACGGCGCUGAUAAACGGAUGAGGUUUCCGAGCUAAUUCACCAAACAUGUUAGCAAAUGGCAGUGCAUGGAAAACAGUAUCUAUAUUCAGUGUUCUUUUUAUGAGCUAUAGCUAUUAUGUACAGUUAUGUAGAGUUGUUGAGGAAGUUAACCCAUGUGGUGAGUGUGCGUAAAAUCAUCUAUCCGGACUGGCUUUUGAUACGCAGUGGGCUGUCUGUCUUGUCAGCUGCACACAGAACAUAGAGCGGUACCUUAAGUGAAGGCUUCUACAGUGACCGAAAGUUGAAUGCAAAUUGGUCCUCGUUGUCCUUUAGCAAUUCGUCUCCAAUUUUAUGAUGUAAACCGCAGAGGUUUCGGGGUAUGAUUCUGAACCCCAUUCCCUUUCCAUCGACUCCUGGACAAUUGUUUAAUUGGAAUGCUAUUGUGGCAGUCGGUGGCAGGAUAUUGUACAAUAGUUCCCAGCCUGCUAUCCUCUCCCUGAAGUCCCUCUCUUUCCCUGACCAUGGAGAGCCUGAGUGAGCUGCAGAACCCUCUCUUAGACAAGACCAGCAGUAGAAGUAUGGUCCACAAUGACUACCAGGCAUACCAGGAAAACUAUCCCGACUACCAGUACCAGGAGAACAUCCUUGGCUACUUUGUCACAGGGAGCAAUGGCAACACCAAGGCCCAGCAGUUCCUGGAUGCUACCUCGCUGCACUUGGCAGUGGAGGCCCUUUAUGGGCCCAACUUUAUCUUAUACAAAGAUGAUGUCAGCCUCCAGAGCAAGGACGAUAAGAGUGAGAGCUCAGAGACCACCUUCACAGAGAACAAGGACAGUGUAGUGGGGGAGGAGGAAGCCCCUGCAGAGGACCCUCAGGACAAACUACCGGGAGAGAAGGAUGUGAAGAUCCAGACUGUGUCCUAUGAGGUGGAGGAGGAGGGACAGGAGUAUGAGAGUGACAGCUCCAGCUCCAGUGAGAGUGAGGACAAUUUUAUCAUGCUGCCCCCACUGGACCACCUGGGCCUGGCUAUCUUCUCCAUGCUCUGCUGCUUCUGGCCCCUGGGGAUUGCAGCCUUCUACUUCUCCCAGAGGACUAGCAAAGCCAUUGCUAAAGGUGACUUCUUCAGGGCAGGAAGGAGCUCCAGAAGAGCCCUGUUCCUGGCUGCCCUCUCCAUCACCAUCGGAGCAGGAAUGUAUGUGGGGGGAGUGGUGGCUCUCGUAGCCUAUCUGUCCAAGUCUGGCGGACACGUAUAGCACAGGAGAACGGACCUGGGACUCGGUCCCUGCUAUGAAAACCCAACCGGUCCGUUUGUUUAUUUGGGUUUUGGGACAACAGAUGUAGGUGAGAGAAGGUGAACGGCGGCACGGUCUGUGUUUUCAAAUGUUUACCCUGACAAAACAAUAUAAACCUCAGAUUUAUCCAUCCGCACCUGUGUCUCCAUUUCCCAACAACAUACUUACCGUCCUGAUAAGGGUUUUUGAGGUUCACAAAAAAUUAAAAAGGAGAAAAUCUAAAGGGUUUUUCUUGGGAAGAACUUUUAUCCCGCAAUCAAUAUUCUGCUCCUCCAUUGUCCAGAUGUGUGCUGAGGACAUAAAAUGAUAAUAUAGUGCUAUCUAAAUUCCAGAGCUAACCACUUUCACAGAUUUCUAUCAUGAUCAUACAGGCCCCCUUCAUAUAUUUCUCUGUAAAUACUUAUUGUGCUGAGGGUGUUGAUGGUUCUAUUGAUUUCUAUGCCACAGUCAAUGAGUCAUAAAAAAGCGAUCAUUGUAUCUGAAAUGCCACAUCAAGAAAGCUUACUUUAGGGAUUAUUCAUCAAACUGCGCUCCAGCCCAAGACCCAGGAAAUCAACCAUCAGUCAAUAGAAUUUUAAUAAAGAACGUUUCAGAGAAUGUACUUAAAGCUGGUAAGUGGCGGUCAAGAUGCACAUUUAGUUUAUUGUGCACUAUAUACACUGUCAGAAUAAACACAU
Esox lucius (northern pike) is the source of this 2277-nucleotide messenger RNA. RefSeq names its product synapse differentiation-inducing gene protein 1-like. Gene Ontology annotation, cellular component: intracellular membrane-bounded organelle; membrane. The coding region runs from base 830 to 1561 and encodes 243 amino acids. The record is from RefSeq and is a predicted model, not a curated record. The transcript has 4 exons. NCBI's taxonomy places the organism in Eukaryota, Metazoa, Chordata, Actinopteri, Esociformes, Esocidae.